Messenger RNA from Fusarium musae, 855 nucleotides. RefSeq lists its product as uncharacterized. The coding region runs from base 1 to 855 and encodes 284 amino acids. The transcript is spliced from 2 exons. The record is from RefSeq and is a predicted model, not a curated record. Gene Ontology annotation, cellular component: Golgi apparatus. Lineage: Eukaryota; Fungi; Ascomycota; Sordariomycetes; Hypocreales; Nectriaceae.
AUGUGGGAUGCCAUCCGGUUAAGGAGUACAGCGCAGGCGGUGCUUGCGUGCGUGAUCAACGCUGGCUUUUUACCCCUUGCUAUUUCCCAGCGACGGGAUAUCGCGGAGGCUAUUGAGUCGUUCAAGACCUCGACAGACUCUAAUGGCGACCAUUUGGUCAAUACUGACAUGGAUAUCUGGCCUGUGAUUGGCAAGAUCCUACUCGUUAUUCCUAUUAUUAUCGCCGUCUGCACCCUGAUCCUUCCUAUCAGUGCUUGGUAUCUGAAGCAGUAUUUCUCAUGGCAGUCAUAUCGCAACGUCGGUGCAGAUGCAAAGAUGAGAAAGAUACGCAUUAUCCACCAUAUCUUCGUCAUGCUCGCCAAAAUGGACAUUUACUUCAUCAUCUGCUUCGAUAUGGUCUUUUGCUUCCCCGUUCUGGGAGGACUUCGCAGUGGUGGCACCGACUUCAUCGUCAACCUCGCCCUUCUAGGCGUUGCACUCACCGUCAUCGCCGUGUCCAUAAUGUUCAGCAAGUCAGAGAACCGAAUUGGUAUGUGUUUCUCUAUAGUCAUGUAUCUCGCAAUGCUUGGCUACUUGCUUUACCUGGUGAUAGAUGCACAGUUGGACGAGAGAAGGAGGAGCGGAGGUUCGAUCGACUCCUUCACCGCCUUCGGUUGCAUGGGCAUCUUGUCCAUCUUCAUGACAACGAUAUUCGCCGUGUUAUGCUUGAGGAACUUCUUUGGAGGAUUGAAAGAACAUCUGGGGAAGCAUGAAGAAGCGUGGGAUCCUCAUGCAAGUGCCAAGGAUUUUGAGCUUGGUAACGACAUCAAUUUUGAGUACAAGAGCGUCCCGGGCGUUCGAGAUCUGGAUAGCUAG